Molecule: messenger RNA, 947 nt
Organism: Punica granatum (pomegranate)
Lineage: Eukaryota; Viridiplantae; Streptophyta; Magnoliopsida; Myrtales; Lythraceae
Source: RefSeq, a predicted model, not a curated record
CUCACGGGGCAAUCACUUACCUCUACUCUCUUUACCCUCGUCUGGUUAUUGUUUUGACUUCUCUCUGAAAAUAACAAUGAACGGGACGCCAAGCAGAGGAGGAGAAGAGGGAGCCCAGAAGGUGGCCGGAGACUACGAAAAGAGGGGAGUCCGGGGAUGGGAGCUGGCCCUGAGGGCAGUCGCGUUUGGCCUCACGCUGGCGGCUGUGGUGGUUCUCGGGACCGACAAGCAGACCACCACCGUCCCCCUUCAGGUCUCCCCGAGCUUGCCGCCGCUCAUCGUUCCGGUGUCCGCUAAGUGGCAUUACCUGUCCGCCUUCGUGUACUUCGUGGUGGCGAAUGCGGUAGCCUGUGGCUACGCGGCCCUCUCUCUGCUUCUGCUCUUCCUCAUCAGCCGUGGAGGCAAGACCGCGGCCUUUGCCGUGAUCACAAUCAUUGACAUCAUGAUGGUGGCGCUGCUCUUCUCAAGCAACGGGGCCACCACAGCUGUUGGGAUUCUCGGCCGCGAGGGCAAUUCGCACGUGCAGUGGAACAAGGUGUGCAACGUCUUCGAUAAGUUCUGCGACCGGGUGGCCGUUGCCGUGGUCCUCUCCCUCGUCGGGUCGCUCGGGUUUGUUAUCUUAGCCUCUUUCGCAAUUAUGGGCCUGCAUAGGAGGUCCAAUUAGGGGCUGUAUUUGGGCUGAAUGAGCCGAUAUUGAUGUAAAAAGUUUAAAAAGCAUAGUUCGAGUGGCAAUUGGGAUGUGUUACAUGCGUUUGAUUGUGCACAAAAAUUAGGAUUCCUAUGGUUUGCCGUUUCCUUCAUCUGCAUUGGUUCUUUCCCACAAAAUUUGUCGAGAUAAAUCGGGUAAUGGUCUCCGGUGGUGUAUUGUUUGCAUCUGUAAGCGUUCUAGUUUCAUAAAAUGCAUGGUUUUCUAUAUCACGUAAUUAGAAGGGGGACUUAAAAUUAAA